Molecule: messenger RNA, 6630 nt
Organism: Bacidia gigantensis
Lineage: Eukaryota; Fungi; Ascomycota; Lecanoromycetes; Lecanorales; Ramalinaceae
Gene: POL2
Product: DNA polymerase epsilon catalytic subunit
Exons: 3
Coding region: 1-6630 (2209 amino acids)
Biological process (GO): mitotic cell cycle; base-excision repair, gap-filling; leading strand elongation
Cellular component (GO): epsilon DNA polymerase complex; nucleus
Molecular function (GO): DNA binding; nucleotide binding; zinc ion binding
Source: RefSeq, a predicted model, not a curated record
AUGCCUACGCGGAAGGCCGACCGAAGAUAUGGUCCUAAGAACUUUCGCCCAGCAGGAUCUUCUGCCCUCCCGCAUAGAUCUAAAGUGGUUGAUGCAUCAACGCUGCGCGCAAGCGAGGCUACUUUCCAAGAUGAAAAGAUACAAGCUGCGCGCCUCGCCCACUCCAUCGACGAGUCGAUGGGUUUCGCACGCUACGAUUCAGGCAGAAGGAAGAUUGGAUGGCUUUGUAACAUGCAUAGUACAACCAUAGAGGAUGAAAAGAUCCCUGGAGGACGAGCGGGUGUGGAGUUCUACUUUAUUGAAGAUGACGGGGGCACUUUCAAGGCGACAGUGCAAUAUGAUCCCUAUUUUUUGAUCGCUGUUCGGAAGGGGAAGGAAGCAGAAGUCGAAGAAUGGUGUCGGAGACGGUUUGAAGGUCUUGUGAAAGACGUUGAGCGCGUCGAGAAGGAGGAUCUGCAGAUGCCCAAUCACUUAUUAGGAUACCGAAGAAUGUUUCUACAAUUAGCAUUUCACAACGUUUCGGACCUUCUCAAUGUCAGGAGAGACAUUAUGCCUAUUGCGGAAAAGAACAAGAAAAACAUGAAUGCGAUGGACACAUACGCAGAAGUUGCUAAUGCCAAUGCUGGCUUCGACCUUUUCGACGAAGACGAAAGACGACACGAACAUUUAAAAACCAGCGUAGUCGAUGCAAGCGAUUUUAUCGUUGAUAUUAGAGAAUAUGAUGUUCCCUACCACGUCAGGGUCGCAAUUGAUAAGGACAUUCGAAUUGGGAAAUGGUACACGGUAGAAGCGAAAUACGGUAUAACAAGCAUGAAAUGCAUAGAAGAGCGAAUAACGCGGGCAGAUCCCGUCGUGUUGGCAUACGAUAUAGAGACAACAAAACUACCACUGAAAUUUCCCGACGCCGUAUCAGAUCAGAUCAUGAUGAUAUCAUACAUGAUCGACGGCCAAGGGUUCUUAAUCACUAAUCGGGAGAUAGUCUCUGAAGACAUAGCAGAUUUUGAAUAUACGCCGAAGCCGGAGUAUGAAGGGCAAUUUCUCAUCUUCAAUGAACCUGAUGAGAAGGGCGUGGUGGACAGGUUUUUUCAGCACAUCAAGGAAGCUAGGCCAUCUGUGAUUGCAACUUACAAUGGAGACUUCUUCGAUUGGCCUUUCGUUGAAGCUAGAGCGAGCGUUCUAGGAAUCGACAUGUAUCAGGAAAUCGGCUUUCGGAAGAAUAGCGAGGAUGUAUACCAAAGUAAUUACGGGGUUCAUAUGGACUGUUUUGCGUGGGUCAAUCGCGACAGCUAUCUCCCACAAGGAAGCAGAGGUCUAAAAGCCGUUACCGUUGCUAAACUUGGAUACGACCCUGAUGAAUUGGAUCCGGAGCUUAUGACACGUUUCGCCGUUGAAAGGCCUCAAACAUUGGCCGAAUAUUCAGUCUCUGACGCCGUCGCGACGUACUAUCUGUAUAUGAAAUACAUUCAUCCCUUCAUCUUCUCCCUGUGUAACAUCGUCCCCCUCAAUCCGGAUGACGUUCUUCGGAAAGGGACGGGUACCCUUUGUGAGAUGUUGCUCAUGGUUCAGGCUUACCAAAAGAACAUUGUGCUUCCGAACAAGCACAAAGAGCCGAAAGAAACUUUCUGGGAAGGCCAUCUCUUAGAAUCAGAAACAUACGUUGGUGGCCACGUCGAGAGUAUUGAGGCAGGCGUAUUCCGAAGUGACAUACCCGUGAAUUUCAUCAUUGACACAACCGCCAUUGAUGAGCUCGUUCGGGAUCUCGACGCUGCAUUACAAUUCAGCAUCGUAGUCGAAGAGAAGAAGUCUCUAGAGGACAUUACUAACUACGAUGAAGUCAAAGCAGAAAUUGUAGCGAAGUUGGAGACCUUGAAACGAACUCCAAAUCGAAGCGAAAGACCUUUGAUAUAUCACUUAGACACGGUUGCCUUGGGCGUGGAGGGGGAGUUCCUGCCAGCUCAGAAGAGCGAGUACAACAUGGUUCGGCAUGCACUCGAGAACGAGCGCUUUCCGGGGAAGUUUCCAAAUAGUCCGCCCAUCACCUUUCAAGACAUGACCACUGAGCAGCAAGCAAGUCUUGUUAAGAAACGUUUGACCGAUUACAGUAAGAAGAUCUAUCAUAAAAUUCACGAGACUAAAACCCGCGAGCGUGAAGCGAUUAUCUGUCAGCGAGAGAAUCCGUUCUACGUUGACACCGUGAAGAACUUUCGAGAUCGUCGAUACGACUUCAAAGGUAAACAGAAGGUAUGGAAGAACAACACGGAUUCGUUGAAAAGCUCAGGCGCAACUGCGGUGGAGAUUGAAGAGGCUAAAAAGAUGAUCAUCUUAUACGAUUCGCUUCAACUAGCUCAUAAAGUCAUUUUAAACAGCUUCUACGGUUAUGUCAUGAGGAAAGGCUCACGAUGGUAUUCAAUGGAGAUGGCCGGUGUAACAUGCCUUACAGGGGCGCACAUCAUCCAGAUGGCACGAGAACUUGUUGAGCGCAUAGGAAGACCUCUGGAACUUGACACGGACGGUAUCUGGUGCAUGCUGCCAGCAACAUUCCCGGAAAACGUCGUCUUCAUUUUGAAAAAUGGGAAGAAAAUGCCCGUGUCAUACCCAUGCGUUAUGUUGAAUCACCUUGUGCAUGGUAAAUUUACCAAUCACCAAUAUCAGGAUCUCAUAGAUCCUUCGAACUUUCGCUACGACACCCAUAGCGAUAACACCAUCUUCUUCGAGGUCGAUGGUCCUUACAAAGCAAUGGUUUUGCCGACCUCCCAGGAGGAGGAUCGUAAUCUGAAAAAGCGUUAUGCGGUGUUCAAUCACGACGGCAGUCUAGCUGAAUUGAAAGGUUUCGAAGUCAAGCGAAGAGGAGAGCUGAAACUGAUCAAAAUCUUUCAAACUCAGAUUUUCAAAUUUUUCCUCGAAGGCGCAUCACUGGAGGAAACCUACGCUUCUGUUGCUAAGGUCGCUAAUCAAUGGCUUGAUGUACUUCAUCAGCAUGGCUCCACCCUUGCUGACGAAGAAUUGAUCGAUCUUAUCUGUGAAAAUCGGAGCAUGUCAAAGACGCUUGAAGAAUACGGCACCCAAAAGUCCACCUCCAUUACUACGGCAAAGAGAUUAGCUGAGUUCCUGGGCAUGCAAAUGGUCAAAGACAAAGGCCUGAAUUGCAAGUACAUCAUUGCAGCUAGACCUAGAAACGCUCCUGUGACCGAACGAGCAAUACCCACGACUAUCUUUGCAGCUGACGAUCAGGUCAAGCGUUAUUUUCUUCGCAAAUGGCUCCGAGAGGACCCUACCGAUAUGAACCCUCGCGCGUUAAUUGAUUGGGACUAUUACCUCGACCGCCUUGGCUCUGUGGUGCAAAAGUUGAUCACUAUACCGGCUGCACUACAGAAGCUACGUAACCCAGUCCCACGUGUCAAUCACCCAGACUGGCUUCAGCGUAGAAUCAAUAUCAAAGACGAUAAGAUGAAGCAGAAAAAGAUGACUGACCUUUUCACAAGAGAACCACUAUCAAACAUAAGUCCUAAUACUAUGGAUCACCGGUUACCUACUGAUCUCGAAGACUUUGGCUCGACCCAAUUGGCGAGGGCGAAGAACGGUCAAGUCGCACGCCUAGUACAGAAGAGAAAGGUGCCAGAAAGGGAAUCGCAGACGAGCCUAGACCCCUAUGCUAGCCUUCCAUCCAAGAUGCCCGAUCCUACGAAGGAUUAUGCUGGCUUCUUAGAGUAUCAAAAGAAGAAGUGGAAAAUUCAGAAGCAGGCACGCAUAAGGCGACGUCAGCUGUUUGGCGAGCGCGGUAAUGCUGUGUCUGAUAGCCUGAGUGGUUACUUCAUGAAUCAAGCCGAGCUACUCUUCACCAAUACUUGGCAACUCCUUCAAGUCAGGGAGUCCGAGUCUCCUGGGGCUCUUCGUGCCUUUGUCUUGAUUGACAGGAAGGUGCACGCCUUGACAGUCAAGGUACCUCGACAGCUGUUUCUGAAUUUCAGAGGGGACGAGCUCCCAGACAUCGAGAUAGAAGGUUGUGUUGCCGAAAAAGUUACGCACACGCUACCAAAUGGCCAUCCUUCCGUUCAUCUGUUCAAAUUAGUCAUGCCAGAGGAGGUGUAUGUACGAGAAGCAGAGAAAUUGAGCGACCUUUUCCAUCAUCCUAGCGUCGAGGGCAUCUAUGAAAAACAGGUCCCCCUGAGCAUUAGAGCAGUCCUUCAGUUGGGAAGCAUCUGUUCCUUUGACGAAGGUCAAAAGGGUGUCUUAGGUCAAGGUCUUGAGCAUGGCUUUGAUCUUACAGCGCUUCGCCGAGAAUCAACGAAGCAACCGUAUCUCUCCGAGACUGAAAUGGACUUCGUAUUUCUCUAUCAUAUGGUCAUGAGCGACCGAGAGGUUAUUGCUUUAUUUUCAACUGCCAAAGAUGACGCUCAAAUUUUCGUUUUUGAUCGCAAGAAAGAUACACAAGGGCUUCCAAAUCCUGACAGAGUGUAUGCGGAUCUGCUAGCCAAGCGCUUUGACGAGAAUGGCGGAGAAAGAUGGCAAAACGUAGUUGAGUAUCAAGAAAGAAUUCGUUUCAAGACAGUGCAAGUCCGCACAAAGCGAAAGUUGCAUACCGACGUUAGUGAUGCUAUCAAGAAGAUGCGUAAAGACGAGAACAAACCUGCUCUGUUGGUCCUGCAGUCUCCACGGAGAAAACUCCUACUUAACGAUAUACCUUCACUCAACGAUCUCCCGGUUUUGCCUCUCAAACACGAGCCGUCAGACAGCAAGCCUCCGCUACUUGGUUGGCAAGGCUUUGUAGUCAAACGAGUUGUAACCCACUACCUUGCGCUCGGUUCGUGGAUCAGUCAUCUGAUCGAGCUUGCCCGAUAUGGCGAUGUUCCGCUUUGCAAUCUUGAGAGGGAUGAUCCUCGGUUUCUGAUUGAUAUUGCCUACGCGAGAAGGUUGCAGAAGAAUAAUGUCGUGCUUUGGUGGUCUGGCGGUCCCCUACCCGACCACGCAGGUUAUGAGAAAGACAAUUAUGCAGGAAGAAUGGAAGAAGUUGAGAUGCCAGCAGUCAAUAACCCAGGAACAUACUCUUCUGUGUGCAUUGAACUGAAUGUUAAGAACCUCGCUAUCAAUACGCUCUUGACGUCCUCUUUGAUCAACGAACUUGAGGGAAGUGACUCUGUUGCGUUCAGUAAUGCACCGCCUGCAGACGACGGCCCAAGCGACGGAACAGCUGUGCUGUAUUCUGACAAUGCAUUUGCAUCAGCCGGUAUCAUGGUUCUGAGAGAGAUGGUCAAAGCAUGGUGGACGGAAGCCUGCAAAGGCAGUGGAAUGGCCGACAUUAUGGUUCAGCAUCUCGUCCGUUGGGUUGAGAGCCCCGAUUCGUUCCUUUUUGAUCAGUCUCUCCAAUAUUACGUGCAAAUGAUGUCGAAAAAGGCUUUUCAACAGCUCAUGACAGAUUUCAGACGUGUAGGUUCCCACGUUGUUUUCGCCAACACCGGCCGGCUGUUACUUCAAACGACGAAAGCAGAAGUCGGUAACGCCUAUGCUUACAGUCAAUAUAUUCUCAAAUCUAUUAAAGCGAAGCCUCUGUUUCAUUUUCUUGAUCUUGAUAUCAAGGAGUACUGGGACUAUCUGGUCUGGUACGAUGAACACAACUACGGCGGAAAAGCCUGUCAGGAGGUCGUUGAAGCAGAAGCCCAACAGCUCGACACCAUCAUGCACUGGCAAUUCAAUACCUUCCUUCCUGCACAAUACCAGACAAUAUUUCACGAUUGGAUAGUCGAAUUUAUAGAUCUGAUGCACUCGCUCAAAUGUCCCCGCCGUGAGACACCCAUUGGCGGCGAAGAUUCCUUUCAGCCCUCAAGGCCGACCCAAAUCCCUUUUCGCUCCCUCACCCAAGAUCCUGAUUCUUCAUCCAGGGACAAGCCCACCGACGUCCUCAGCAAGUCCAUAUCCAGGCCUCUAAAAAAGUCAAUUAUUCACUUAAUAUCUCGCCAUCGCCAAGAAAUCACCCAUCCUGACCUUGCUACCGACUACAUUUUCCCUAUCCUUCCUGGCUCUCACUUGGACCUUUCUAACGCUUCCCCAGUAUUCCAUCUCGUGAAAAACAUAAUGCACGUCUUCUCGCUCGACAAGUCCAUCAAUCUGGAGACACGCCUACUUCGCGCCGAUGUACUCAAAUUCUUCGAGGUGCGUGAGUUCUCCGCUCAAGCGCGGUGGGAGAACCCAAGCGCAAGUUGCAAGGUUGAGGGUGUGACUUGCGAGUGGUGUACCAUGUCACGCGACCUCAAUUUGUGCCGGGACGACGACGUUAUACCUGACGUUUCCAUGACAUCCAGCGGUGGUGCCGCUGUGGAGGAGGCAGUAAGACAGAAACCUUGGCUUUGCCCAACUUGCCGGCAUCCUUAUGAUAAAUUAGCAAUUGAAGAGCAAUUGAUUGGGAGAGUGCAGAAAAUGGUCACCGGGUGGCAGAUUCAGGAUCUUAAGUGUAAGAAAUGUAGGGGAGUGAGAGUCAAUGAAUUCAUGGAACAUUGUGCUUGUGGGGGGGAAUGGGGAGAGACCGUCAGUAGGGAAAAAAUGAUUACGGACUUGAAGGUGCUAGAAGGGGUGGGCAGAGGAUGCGAUUUGAAGAUGCUUGGGGAUGUUGUAGAUGGUGUUAUGAAGGGAAUGUGA